ACUUGAGGCGGGAGCCGUAACGGUGUACUGCGCAUGCCCGUGAGUCUGACCACCUGUCGGGACUUCUUAUAAUCAAGUAAUUGGUCGUAUUACAGAAGAAUAAACCUCAAAGUUUCCCUCGACUUAUCGGGCGACAAAGUGAACGUCAAACGUGUCUCUAUGUGCUCCGUUUGCAGGAUGAAUCCAGCCAGCAACUCGGACGAUGCGAGCAUGCCAGCUCAUGACAUGGCGACUGCGGCAGGAGAAGAAGGAGAAGGAGGAGUAGGAGGAGGAGGAGGAGGUUUGUACCCAGAGUGUUACGAGGUGUGUUUCCUCAUCAAGGAGGACAUGGAGAGUCUCACCUCCGACCAACCCGGCCAACUAAUGCCGGACGAUCCCAGCAUGCAGGAGGCGCCCCCUUCUCAGUACAGCCCCUUCAUCCUUGUGUCCAACCUGAGGGCUCACCUAUACGUGGCGCUGGAGAAGAACGCCUGGCUGCAGAAGCGCAUUGAGGAGCUCGAGGAAGAGCGCAACUUCCUGCGCUGCCAGCUGGACCGCCUCAUCGUCGGCAUGCGGGGGCUGGAGGAUGAGCGAGGGGAGUGUUGUGGCGGCGGCCCGCGUGGUGUGAAGUUGCAGCCUGCCAGCCCCACUCGCCCCCCCUCACCUAUGACCACACGCUCCGGAAUGACCCUGAAACGCCUGCAAGGAGCCGGACAGCGGCCGCACCAUGGAACUGCCAUCCCUGUCAUGCAAGAGUUUCACCUGGAGGAGCAAAACUUCUACACGGACGACGAGUACUUCGAGGAGCAGGAGGACGAGCAGGAAGAGGACGACGAAGAGGAGGACACUUUGGUGGAGGCCAACAUCAAGAAGAAGGGCCGUGGGCGAGCCGGCGAGCCCAGGGUGAAGAUGAGGAGGAUCUUUCGCAUCACCCACGGCAGGGAGAGGCAGAGAGUCAAAGACCCGGACGGUGUUUUGAUCCGCUACAACAAGAUCCUGACCACCUACCAGCGUGUGAGAAGCAUGUCCCGAGCUUUCCAGAUCCACGGGGUGGACCGUAACACCAUGGCUUCCACAUCCCCCAUUGCAGAGCUCCUGCUGGUGGCACCAGACAAGAUGGCCGAAGUGGGCGAGUUUGAGGCGACCAAGGAGAAGCUUCUGGACUACGCCAGACGCUGCUACAAAAUCAUGGACGAGCAGACACACGACAAAGUUCAGACCAUGAAGAAAAGUCACAAGCUGCUGCCUAUCUCCUACCGCUUCAGGAACUGAAGCGCCCCACAGCCAAAGUUGACCCUUUGACCAGAAGUAAAAUGUGCACUUCGAUGGACUUCCGUGUGUUGCGUGAAGCUACUUUAUUUAUCCAUUUAUUUAUUUUUCUACUUUAUUCAACAUUUCUGGAGGCAAGUCCCAGUGAAAUGAUAAGAAGUGACCUCAGUUCUUUUGAGAUCCGUUUUAUUUAUGCCUUUGAGUUUAUACGGCUUGUACAUUUGGAAGUCGGUUUGCCAAACGUGUUGCACGCUCUUUAAGUUGUUCUGGUUAUUGUCAUCUGUUCUGGUCAUUGCCAUCAAAAUAAAAGUUGACAUUUUUGCAACAAGUUACCUCAACCGUUUCAUUAUGUGUUGAUUUCGACGAAGUGCUUUUGAAAUUUCAAUUCAAACUGAAACGUUUCAAGUACCGGUAUAUGCAACUGGAUUGGCUUGCUGGAUGUUGAUAAAAUGGAAAAUUGGCUUGUGCCUCUUGUGCUUAAUGCUGAAGUUCGAAUGAUAUUUAAUUAAUUUCCGAAAGAUAACAUUAAAUACAUUUGAUUUCGACGCAAAUUCAUGUUGGGUUACAAAUUCGAACUCCGCUGGCACGGCUGUCUUUUACUUCCAUUCCUAAACCGCUUCCCGUCAGACAAGGACAGUAGUACAGUACACCCGAGAAAAAAAGUACUUCUGUAACUUUGCCGCUUCCUAAAUUUUCUGAACAUUUAGAAUGAGCAAAUUCAAACUGACUAACGCUGUUUUUGGUUCCUGUUUCCCAAAUGCACUUUUGAUUUAGUGAAACUUCAC
Messenger RNA from Hippocampus zosterae (dwarf seahorse), 2033 nucleotides. Its product is annotated as coiled-coil domain-containing protein 106-like. Gene Ontology annotation, cellular component: nucleoplasm. Lineage: Eukaryota; Metazoa; Chordata; Actinopteri; Syngnathiformes; Syngnathidae. Bases 160 to 1251 code for a protein of 363 amino acids. The record is from RefSeq and is a predicted model, not a curated record. The transcript is spliced from 7 exons.